Messenger RNA from Closterium sp. Yama58-4, 3372 nucleotides. NCBI's taxonomy places the organism in Eukaryota, Viridiplantae, Streptophyta, Zygnematophyceae, Desmidiales, Closteriaceae. The record is from the annotation of a GenBank genome assembly.
AUGGCCGGCAAUUGCGCCUGCGCUUUGGUGCUUUGUGUGCAUGAUGGUGUGCGAGCAGGUGGAGCACACAUGGCCGCUGGAGCAACUCUACUCGCACUUCAACACCGACCCUGCCUAGGGACUAUCGGAGGGUACGUGAUGCCGUGGUGGGUGCGGUACCUGCUGCAGUUCACCAACUUCUUCUCCCUGCUCCUCAUUGUCGCCGCCGCGCUCUGCUUCCUGGCCUACGGCAUUGACCCCGCCCAUGACAAGGAGAACCUGUACCUGGGCAUAGUGCUGGUGGUGGUGGUGGUGGUGACGGCGUCCUGCACGUACUGGCAGGAGGCGCGCUCGGAGCACAUCAUGGACUCCUUCCGCCGCCUCAUCCCCGCCACCUCCCGCGUCCUGCGCAACGGCCGCGUGCAGGUGGUGGAUGCAUGUGAGUUGGUACCAGGAGACGUGGUGGAGCUGAGCGAUGGUGACAAGGUCCCAGCCGACAUUCGCCUCAUACAGGCCACCGACCUCACUGUGGACAACAGUGCGCUGACGGGCGAGUCAGCGGCGGUGGAGCGCGGGGCGGAGCUGGCAGUGGAUGCACAGGGCAGGCCCGUGACGGAGCCCCUGGAGGCAGCGAACCUGGUGUUCUACGCCACCAUCGUGGCCAGCGGGCACGGCAGGGGCGUCGUCAUUGGCACGGGGGAUAACACUGCCAUGGGGCAGAUCGCAGGUCUGUCGGUGCUGACGCCCCCAGGGGACACGCCGCUAGCGGUGGAGUUGAAGCAGUUCGUGGGCAUGAUCAGCCUGAUGGCCGUGGUCAUGGGCCUUGUGUUCUUCGGCAUCGCGCUGCUGCUGGGCGACCCCUUCCUGCAGACCGUGGUGUUCGGCAUCGGCAUUAUCGUUGCUAAUGUGCCCGAGGGACUCAUGGCUGCUGUCACGGUGUCCCUGGCCCUGACAGCGAAGCGCAUGCAUGUGCGCAGUGUUCUGGUGAAGAACCUGCAGGCCGUGGAGACCCUUGGCUCCUGCACUGUCAUCGCCUCUGAUAAGACCGGCACCCUCACCCAGAACCGCAUGACCGUCCAGCACUGCUGGUACGACCUGCGGGUGUUUGAUUGUCCCGUGGUGCGCAACCGGGUGGAGUGGGAGGAGGUGAUGCGAGGCCCGGCAGCAGCGACAGCGUACGAGCCGCAGUCACCCACCUUCCAGAAGCUGCAGCUCGUCAUCUCGCUCUGCAGCAACGCCGUCUUCCUCACAGAGGGUCUGGUGAUGGGCAUAGAGAUGCGGCGGCGCGAAUUCGACCUGCAUGCGGCGCCGUGUGCAGGGGAUGCGUCGGAGCAGGGGCUGCUGCGCUUUGUGGAGCCGCUGCGGCCCGCCAAGGAGCUGAGGGACCUGUAUGCCAAGCUCUUCGAGAUCAAGUUCUCCUCCGCCAACAAGUGGCAGCUCUCCAUCCACGUGCAGUCGGCGCAGAACCGGUUACCGCCAGUGCUGGUGAUGAAGGGCGCGCCAGAGACGGUGCUGGAGCGGUGCUCGUACAUCAUGGUGAACGGGCAGGUGUACGACCUCACCAGCGACAGCCGCAAGCACUUCCAGGAGGCGUACCAGCAGAUGGGCGGCUUUGGGGAGCGCGUGCUCGGCAUGGCCUUCCGGGACCUCGAAGGGUUCACCAACGAGUUUGCGUUCACAAGCAAGCCACAGCCCAACUUCCCGACGGGCGGGCUGACGUUCGUGGGCAUGGUGAGCCUGAUGGACCCGCCGCGCGCAGGCGUGCCUGAGGCCGUGGCGCAGUGCCGGCGCGCUGCUGUGAAGGUCAUCAUGGUCACGGGCGACCACCCCAUCACCGCCACCGCCAUCGCCACCAAGUGCCACCCUGGGUGCCCCGUGGCGCACGGGCAGGUGGGCAUAUUGGAGAGCAGCAAGGUGGAGGCGGGCAGUGCGGCGGUGGUGACGGGCGAUGACAUCAGGGCGUGGAGUGCACUCACCCCCACGGAGGAGAUUCUCAAAUGGGACGAGGCGCUCUCGCACGACCAGGUAAUCUUUGCGCGGGUGUCCCCAUCGCACAAGCUGCUGCUGGUGGAGCACUGCCAGCGGCGGGGGGAGAUAGUGGCAGUCACGGGGGACGGGGUCAACGACGCCCCUGCGCUUAAGAAGGCAGACAUCGGCAUCGCCAUGGGCAUUGCCGGCAAGGACGUGUCCAAGGAAGCAGCGGACAUGAUCCUGAUGGACGACAACUUUGCGUCCAUAGUGAGUGGCGUGGAGGAGGGCCGGCUCAUCUUUGACAACCUGAAGAAGACCAUCUGCUACGCGCUCACCGUCAACGUGCCGCAGCUCGUGCCUUACCUUGUGAAUGUGCUGCUCGGCGUGCCCCUUGCGCUCUCCACCGUGCUCAUGCUCGCCAUCUGCCUUGGCACCGACAUGCUGCCCGCCAUCUCCCUCGCUUACGAGGAGAAGGAGUCGGACAUCAUGGACCGGCCGCCACGCAACCCAAAGAGGGACCGGCUGGUGAGCUGGCGGCUGAUCAGCCACGCGUAUCUGCUCAUCGGCGCCGUGCAGACGCUCGCUGGCUUCCUCGCCUACCUCGCUGUCUUCAACGACUAUGGCUAUCGCCCCAAUAUGCUACAGCGGAUCGGGUUUGACUUCGCGCAUAGCCCCAUCAUCUGCACGUUCAACAGUGCGCAAGAGCCCUACGACUGCGGGUACGGCUGCGGCCCUCCCAACUACUCCCUCGCCAUGCCCGACACCUCCUCGCCGCCCGCGGCACAGCCCUACUGCUACCAGGGCUGCCCCAUCCCCAACAGCAACGUGACGCCAGUGGUGGUGGAUCCGUGGAGUGAGAUGGGCGCGGCGGGGUUCAAGGGCCAGCAGUUCUGUGCGCUCACCUGCAACACGUCGCCUUCUGCCUUUCCGGGCGGUGUACUGCCGUCGCAGUGCUCCAGCCCGUCGCUCUCCUCCAAUGUGGGGUUCCCAGGGCGGCAGCAGCUGGGAAAGCCGCUGGGGCCGUACAACGGGUGGUACUGGUGGGCAGGGCGAAAGCAAUUGCAGCCCAACACGCAGUACCAGGUGGAGGUGUUGCGCUAUGCCCAGUCCGCCUACUUUGUCGCUGUCAUCGUCACCCAGUGGGCCAACCUGCUUGUCUGCAAGACCCGCCGCCUCUCGCUCUUCCAGCAGGGCAUGCGCAACCACGUGCUGACCUUCUCGCUGUUCUUUGAGACGCUGGUGGCAGCAGCGCUGCUGUACUGGCCGUUCCUGCAGGAGGUGUUUGACACGCGGCCCCUCAAUGUGCUCUACUGGUUCAUCGGCGUGCCCUUUGCCCUCACCAUCCUCGCCAUUGGAGAGCUCCGCAAAUGGCUCAUUCGCAAGUUCCCAGGAGGAUGGAUGGACAGAUGGACCAAUUGGUAA